Nerophis lumbriciformis (worm pipefish) is the source of this 2814-nucleotide messenger RNA. The record is from RefSeq and is a predicted model, not a curated record. NCBI's taxonomy places the organism in Eukaryota, Metazoa, Chordata, Actinopteri, Syngnathiformes, Syngnathidae.
AUGGCUCUGGACAGCAAGCGGAAGGAGCUGCUGUUGGGAACGCUGAAGGAGCUUGGGGAGGACGACUUCGAGGAAUUCAAGUUCUUUUCGGACCUGCCUCAAAGCGUACAAGAAAACCCCCGCCGGGUGAACAUUGCUAACGCGCUGGUGAAGAAGCACGGCGAGAAUACUCUGGAGGAGACCAUCAAAAUUCUGGAAAAGAUUGGUAACAAGAACUUGGCCGAGAAGUUGCGUCGCAACGUGCUGGAAAUAAAAGGCGCCGUCUUCUCCGUCCAUGAUGAUGAUCAUAUUGACAGAUUGAAGGCAGACCUGCAAGAAAAGCUGCAUAGUAUAUACAGCUUUGUUCCCGAAGGCAACACCGAGCACUGGCAGCAGCAGCCUCUGGCCGACGUCUACACGGAGCUGGACGUCACCUACGGGGCCGACGUCAGGCCCGACGAGCGACACGAGGUCCUUCAGAUGGAGACGCGUACCUCCGCGGCCAAGAAGUCUAUCCUGCCGUGCGAUAUUUUCAAAAGCCAUGACGGGCAGCCGCGACCGAUACGCACACUGCUCACCGUUGGCUUCGCGGGAAUCGGGAAAACCUUCCUGGUUCAAAAGUUUGUGUGCGACUGGGCCAGCAGGAAUAAAAACCAGGACGUACACUUCAUAUUUCCCUUCACCUUCCGCGAGUUGAACACUGACGAAGGGAAAAACUUUACGCUGGCCAAGCUCAUCCGAUGCUACGUUUAUGACCUGCACAAGUCCGGGAUACGGGACUACGAAAGCAGCCGGAUCAAGAUCUUGUUUGUUUUGGACGGACUGGACGAGUGCAAGUUCAAAAUGGACUUGAAGAAUGAGAUGAAAGUAGACCUAGACGUGACGGAGGCCUACCCGCUGGAGAUACUCCUGGCGCACGUCAUCAAGAGGAACCUGCUUCCGUGCGCCCGGGUUUGGAUCACUACACGGCCCGCGACGGCCCGCGAUAUCCCUUCCGACCUCAUCGACAGCAGAACCGAGGUGAGAGGAUUCAGUGAUUCCCAAAGGCUGGAGUACUUCAGGAAAAAGUUUCAAAAUGAGGAGCGUGUCGUUGAGCACAUCCGGAAAACUCGCACCAUCUUCAUCUUGUGCCACCUGCCCAUCUUCUGCUGGCUCACCGCCACAGUUCUUCAGGAUCAUUUGGACAAAGGGAAGGACGGAGAGCUGCCCACAACGCUGACAGACAUGUGCUCGGAGUAUGCUUUUAACCAGCUGGACAAGUCCAAGGAGAGACAGGCGACCGAGUACGCCGAUUACGUGAAAGCGCUAGCAAAGCUGGCCUUUCACCACACUAUGAGUAAGCAACAGAUCUUCUACGAGAAGGACCUGGCGGACAGCGGUUUUGAUUACAGACAAGCCGCAAAACACUCCGGAAUAUUCACCGAGGUGUUUAAGGAGGUCCGUCCGCUCAGAAGAAACCAACAGGGCAAGAUGUUUCAGUUCGUCCAUCUGACCAUGCAGGAGUAUAUGGCCGCAUUCCACGUGAUGAUUUGCCUGUUCCACGACAACAAAAACAUACUGGAUGAUUCAGAGCAUGCAUUGGAAUGUGCUCCCCAAGAAGAAGAACAAUCAAAUUUGUUAGAAGAAACAGAAUCAGAAGAUGGAGAAAAAGAAUCAGAAGAAGAAACGGAGGAUGAAUGGGAUUGGAAAAUCACUGAGGUUCACCGGUCAGCUCUGCAGAAAGCCUCGGAGAGUGAAGGAUACCUGGACAUGUUCAUCCGCUUCCUCCUUGGCCUUUCCUUGCCGUGCAACCAGGAACUAGUGGGGGAACUUCUGAAGGCUCCUCAGGACUGCAGGCAAAACAAGUCAAAGACAGUCAAGUUGAUCAAGCAGAGAAUAAAACGGAACACUCCAGAGAAGAACAUCAACUUGUUCUACUGCCUAAACGAGCUGAAGGACGACUCUUUGCUGAAGCAGUUUCAGAUAAAGAAAAAUAGUUCACGAAUAAUUGACUGGGACGACAUGCCAAAUGACAUGUGGUCAGCCUUGGUCUUCUUCUUACUGACAGACGACAAAACCAUGAAGUCCUUUCGCCUGGGGUAUUAUUCCCCAUCGCCUUUGGGGCUCGAGAAGCUGUUGGUGGUGGUCAAGGCUUCUGAAGAAUCAGAUCUAAGAGAGUGUGGCCUGGACAAAGGCAGCUGUCACCUGCUGGCUUCCGUUCUCAGCUCUCCAUCCAACCUGAAGCAUCUGGACCUGUCCGAGAACCAUCUGUCAGACGAAGGGGUGGAGAUCCUCUCGAAAGGACUGGCCAGCCCAAACUGCAUCUUAGAGUCCCUCACUCUAAUCGGUUGUAACCUGGACAAAGGUAGCUGUCACCUGCUGGCUUCCGUCCUCAGCUCUCCAUCCAACCUGAGGCAUCUGAAUCUGAGCUGGAACGAUCUGUCGGACAAAGGGGUGGAGAUCCUCUCAAAAGGACUGGCCAGUCCACGCUGCAAAUUGGAGUCCCUCACUCUAUUCGGUUGUAACCUGGGCAAAGGUAGCUGUCACCUGCUGGCUUCCGUUCUCAUCUCUCCAUCCAACCUGAGGCAUCUGGACCUGAGCUAUAACAUACUGUCAGACGAAGGGGUGGAGAUCCUCUCGAAAGGACUGGCCAGCCCAAACUGCAAAUUAGAGUUUCUCAAUCUAAAUGAUUGUGGCCUGGAAAAAGGCAGCUGUCACCCGCUGGCUUCCGUUCUCAGCUCUCCAUCCAACCUGAGGGAUCUGUGCCUGUCCGAUAACAAAGUGUCGGACGAAGGGGUGGAGAUCCUCUCGAAAGGACUGGCCAGUCAACACUGCAAGUUAGAGUCCCUCAAGUAA